AUGGUGAGACAACAUGGCAGCUUAGAAAAGGACGCAGAGACCAACGAGGCGGCUUGGGAAGCUGCAAGGGGUGCCUUGAUCGGGGGUACGAAGUGGGGCGCUUUCUUCGCCGUGGCAGGUGGUGUCGCAUACGCCUUCUCCCCCGUAUACAAGGGACUUACCGUUCAAUUCAAGACUUACAUCCAAAUGUCCGGAAUGAUAUUGGGUGGUAUGCUCGAAGCAGAUAAGCGCAUGGUUGCCUACCAGCACCGCGUUCGACAUCACAAGAGAGUAGCCAGAGACAUGGAAAUAUGGAGACGAUACGAAGACUCUUAUGAGGAACGGGGGACGCCUGGUGUGGGGGGUGAGAGUGAAGUUCAUGGAACUCAAGACAAGAAUAACUAA
Alternaria arborescens is the source of this 384-nucleotide messenger RNA. RefSeq lists its product as hypothetical. Bases 1 to 384 code for a protein of 127 amino acids. The record is from RefSeq and is a predicted model, not a curated record. The transcript has 3 exons. Lineage: Eukaryota; Fungi; Ascomycota; Dothideomycetes; Pleosporales; Pleosporaceae.